This is a messenger RNA of Trypanosoma conorhini, 774 nucleotides long. RefSeq names its product stress-inducible protein STI1-like. Bases 1 to 774 code for a protein of 257 amino acids. Gene Ontology annotation, molecular function: Hsp90 protein binding. The record is from RefSeq and is a predicted model, not a curated record. The transcript has a single exon. NCBI's taxonomy places the organism in Eukaryota, Euglenozoa, Kinetoplastea, Trypanosomatida, Trypanosomatidae.
AUGGCUUUGGACGAGCUGAGGUCGAAGGGAAAUGAAGCCUUCAAGGCGAAGAAGUAUGCAGACGCCAUACACUUUUACACGAAGGCCAUCGAGCUGAGCCCUCAAGCAGAAGCCGCCGCUGCUUUGUAUUCAAAUCGGGCGGCUUGCUGGCAAAAUACGGGGAAGGCGGCGAAUGCGCUGAAGGAUGCAGAGAGCUGCAUCACUCUAAGGCCAUCUUGGAUAAAAGGCCACUACCGAAAAGGGGCGGCACUUGAAAGUAUGCAGAGGUAUGACGAGGCGUUGAAGGCGUUUCAACAGGCUGCAAAGAUGGAGCCUGAAAAUGAAGAAAUUGCGGACAAGUUGCAGCAGCUGGUCCUCAUUCUGAGGGAGCGCAACGAGAAGUCGACUCCAGAGUCUUGUAGAACGGCUGAGGAGGCUAAAAACAUAGGGAAUUCCUUGUUUUCCGCCGGAAAUUUUGAAAGGGCCAUGUUGUUUUAUUCUCGUGCUAUCGCGCUUUCCCAGGAGGGAAAUGUGGAACAGGCCAACUAUUAUGCAAACCGUGCGGCAUGCCAUCAGCAAACGCGCAAUUAUCAUCUUGUGAUCAAUGAUUGCGACAAGGCCCUUGAAAUUGAUCCCACCCACGUCAAGGCGUUGCUUCGCCGUGCCAUUGCCUAUGAGGGUCUCGAGAGCUGGAGUAAAGCUUUGAAUGAUUACAAUCAGGUUAACCGUGCGUUUCCUGGGAUGGCGGCUGUGUCACAAGGUGUGCUUCGAUGUCAACGUGCUCUGCGGGGCUAA